This is a messenger RNA of Penicillium argentinense, 405 nucleotides long. RefSeq lists its product as uncharacterized. The coding region runs from base 1 to 405 and encodes 134 amino acids. The record is from RefSeq and is a predicted model, not a curated record. Lineage: Eukaryota; Fungi; Ascomycota; Eurotiomycetes; Eurotiales; Aspergillaceae. The transcript is spliced from 3 exons.
AUGGCUCCAAACUCCAAGGACCCCGACGGCGACUCCGAAAUGGCCUCCUCCGUUGAUUCAAUCCACGCCGAUUCCGAUGGCGCAGGGAGCGGUGCCCGCACUCCAACUCGCCCCGCCCAAGCUUCCUCGGCCGCUGCCGCCGCCGCCGCGUCGGAGCUCUCUCCCCCCGGCUCUCAGCCUCAACAAAGCUCAGAGUUCGCGACGAUCAGUAGCCUCGCGGCUGUACCAGACUCUGAUAUAUCCGGAACUGGCAAAGGCGCUGAUGCGCCAAUCGCGGCAUGGAAAAGCAAGCGCGCCCAGGAGGAUUACCAACGAGCCAUGGAGAGUGUGAUUGAUCAGGACUUCAAUUUGAAUGAGUUCGGAGAUCCAUUUGAUGAGAGAGAUUUGGAGCAAAAACUAUCAUGA